ACAAAAUGGAGCAGGUCUCACUGCAGUGUGAGCUGAGUAAAGCCUCAGCUAAUGGCGAUCUUUUUCAAGUUAUGUUCCUGCUGGGAUGUGGUGCUGAGGCCUCUGGCCUGAACAGGGAGGGAAGGACUGCUCUUCAGGUGGUGAUGCUGGGCUCCACCGCUGUGGUUGAAAUCCUCCUCUUCGCCGGCGCCAACCCGAACCUGCCCGACCCUGUGCUCGGGCUCACGGUGAUGCACGACGCCGCGCGGGAAGGUUUCCUCGACACCGUGCGCUUGCUGAUGGAGCACGAGGCGGAUGUGAACGUGACGGACAACCGCGGUAACCUGCCACUCCACCUGGCCGCCCAAGAGGGCCACUUGAUGUUGGUCGAGCUGCUGAUCGAGCGCACCUCUGACCCCACAUGGCUGAAUGUUGAGGGCCGCUCGGCGAGGCAGCUGGCGGCCCUGAACCAGAGGAGUGAGACGGUUUCCUUCAUUGACCAGUAUCUCCGUACGUUGCCUCAGUGAAGCCGCAGGGAUGUUCCAUUUGGUUCAAAGCCUAUUCGUCAACUGAUGACGGUUCUUCGAAGGAAAGCGGGUCGGAACUUGUCCUUACUGAUCGCAUGGA
Molecule: messenger RNA, 606 nt
Organism: Synchiropus splendidus (mandarinfish)
Lineage: Eukaryota; Metazoa; Chordata; Actinopteri; Syngnathiformes; Callionymidae
Gene: cdkn2c
Product: cyclin-dependent kinase inhibitor 2C (p18, inhibits CDK4)
Exons: 2
Coding region: 6-506 (166 amino acids)
Biological process (GO): regulation of cyclin-dependent protein serine/threonine kinase activity; negative regulation of cell population proliferation
Cellular component (GO): nucleus
Molecular function (GO): cyclin-dependent protein serine/threonine kinase inhibitor activity; protein kinase binding
Source: RefSeq, a predicted model, not a curated record